AAUACAACCAAUAACGGUUGUCGUACUAAGCCCCUCAACCCUUUCCAGGCUUCCCUAAUUCCUCUCGGCCUCAUUCUCUUCUUCUCCAAAUUUCCAAUCUUCACGAGACCACAGCCGACUCCAAUCUCCGACGCCCUCCAUCCAAAUCUUCCUCUCACGCCCUCCGGCUGUCCGGCCGACGCCCUCGCUGCUCAAGGAGUCAAGGAGACAAGUAGGAACUUGCUCGAUAAGGACUUUUCUGUUUUGUUUGGAAGUAUUUUGAGCUGGUGUUUACUAAAUUCCGUUUGAUUUGAUCCGAUUGAGAGGGAGGACUGAUAAGCCACCAUGGGAGAGAGAAAGGUUUUGAACAAGUACUAUCCGCCGGAUUUCGAUCCGGCGAAGAUACCGCGCCGGAGGCAGCCGAAGAACCAGCAAAUGAAGGUUCGAAUGAUGCUUCCAAUGAGCGUUAGAUGCAAUACCUGCGGGAACUAUAUCUACAAGGGCACCAAAUUCAACUCCCGCAAAGAAGACGCCGUAGGCGAGAACUAUUUGGGUAUUCAAAUAUUCAGAUUCUACUUCAAGUGCACAAAGUGCUCUGCAGAGAUCACGUACAAAACGGAUCCAAAAAAUUCUGAUUAUAUUGUUGAGUCGGGUGCAACAAGGAAUUUUGAACCUUGGCGUGAACAAGAUGAGGAAAUUGAGAAACUGAAACAGAAAAGAGAUGCUGAAGAAAUGGGUGAUGCUAUGAAGUCAUUGGAAAAUAGGACGUUGGAUUCAAAAAGAGAAAUGGAUAUUCUUGCUGCUUUGGAUGAAAUGAAAUCCAUGAAGUCAAGACAAGCAACCGUGAGUGUGGAAGCAAUGCUUGAGGCUCUUACACACUCUGCUGAGGAAAAGGAAAGGAAAAUGCUGGAAGAAGAGGAAGCUCUUAUUAAAUCUUUAUUCAAAGGAGAGCGAGAGAAGUUUGUAAAAAGAAUCCGUGAUGAUGAAAUUGAAGAUGACGAUGAUGAUGAAGAAGAUUUGGAUAUACCACAAAAGAGUGGAGAAUCAUCAACCAAUUCUGUUAAGAGGAGAAAGCUACCUGAGGAACUAUGUAGUAACCCUACAGAUGUCUUGACAAAAUCCAAUGCCACUGACAACUCUAGUGACAAAGAUAAAGCGGCGGGGAAGAGGGAUUCUGGUAAUGAAAAAUUCAUUUUUAUAGUCAAGAAGAAAUCUUUGCCUUCUAGUAGCAAGGAGAUUGUAGAGGAAGAAAAGCCCAAGCAGGAGGAAGAGGCAAGCCUGAAAAGCAAUGGAUUACUAUCAUUAUGUCAACAAUAUGAGAGUGAUGAUGAUGAUGAUGAUUAGUUUGAGUAUUUAUGAAUCUUAAUUGUGUAAGAUAUGUGUACACUGUCGAUUUGAGUUCAGCUCAGGCCCAGCUCUUGGAGGAUUAGAAAGUGCUGCAUAUGGGAAAAUAUUUUACAUUUUUUGUGUACUCAAACCAGCUCUUGGAGGAUUAGAAAGUGGUGCAUAUGGGAAAAUAUUUUACAUUUUUUUUGCAAAAAUUUAUCGGUGAUAAGCAUUGUUAAUA
Molecule: messenger RNA, 1546 nt
Organism: Ipomoea nil (Japanese morning glory)
Lineage: Eukaryota; Viridiplantae; Streptophyta; Magnoliopsida; Solanales; Convolvulaceae
Product: coiled-coil domain-containing protein 94 homolog
Exons: 9
Coding region: 325-1323 (332 amino acids)
Biological process (GO): mRNA splicing, via spliceosome
Cellular component (GO): U2-type catalytic step 1 spliceosome
Source: RefSeq, a predicted model, not a curated record